This is a messenger RNA of Mercenaria mercenaria, 3079 nucleotides long. RefSeq lists its product as uncharacterized. Bases 719 to 2986 code for a protein of 755 amino acids. Lineage: Eukaryota; Metazoa; Mollusca; Bivalvia; Venerida; Veneridae. Gene Ontology annotation, biological process: signal transduction. The transcript has 2 exons. The record is from RefSeq and is a predicted model, not a curated record.
UUCAAAGUGGAUACCGCGACAUUGUCGUUUGGGAUUGUCGCCGUCGUUUGCGAUUGUCGGGUGUCACUUCGUAAUGUCGCUAUGUCACUUCGCGUUGUCGUGUGUCGACCCCGCAAACGCGACGGCGACAUUAUAAAUGGCCCCAACAGGAUUCCGUAGUUUUUACUACUUUUUACGAUGAAAAUUGAAAAGCGUUUGUCACACUUUUACUCCAGGUAAACUGUUUCGAUUAUAAAUAUCUAUAGUUCGAAGUCAUUAUUCAAUACUUCAGCUAUAGCGCUAUUGGUUACGACGACGGGAAAAUGUCUUUUUUGCCGUGGCGGUCCGGGGUUCGAUUCCCGGCGCGGUCAUAUUUUUUUCUUGAUUUGGAACUUUUAAAAUAUUUUAGAAACAAAAAUUCAUAUUCUAAUGUUCACAAUAUGACCAAACUUCAAUUUGAAAGAAAGAUUAUUUUUCAGCCAAAUCUGGAGGCAUGCUGCUUUAAACGGACAAGCUGAUCAUCAGAUAGUUUUUAAAGUGUAGUGUGAAACAAUAGACCAGAUUCUGACAUUACAACACUGAUAUCAAAUGUAUAUAGUUUUUUAUUUUCCGGAGCACUUCACACUACACACCUGUAAAGUCACCCUUGGCGUAGAUGUCCACACCGGAUGUUGCCAAGUACUACCAUUGAGGUUGAGGUUGAGGUUUGAGGCGGACCGUCAGGGGAGAAAACAACACGAUGGGGAUCCUUAAAGCAUUACUGGCCAGGGCGUGUAUACCACUUUGCUUUAUACAGAUUCUGAAGUUUGAGAGCGGCCAGCUCCUGCCUAGUGAUGUACUAUUUCUACAUGUUCUAAUGACUUUCACUGCAGUAUGGAUAUAUGAAAUCAUACCAGCAGAUCCAGCACUUAAUGCAGGAAAUAUGUCUCGAAUUUUCGGUGGGACUUCUUUCAUUGCUAGUAUGCUUUUAGCAUUUGCACUGACACAUGACUUUUUCCAGAAGGGGAAUGACACUAGAAAGUAUUUAUUGAUAGACUACGGCUUUCCAUGCUUGAACUUUGACCAGUUACUUCAGUGGAUGUACAAUGAAAUAUGGUACCUAUUUUUUUUUAUUUAUAGUUACUUAAAGGCAAUAGGAGUUGGUCCAGUGAAACUAGUUUGCUAUAUAUUUUACUUAGGUAUGCAUGCUAUUGUAGUGAUUUUUAUCUUGGAGUUUAUCACUUUAACAUUGAGGACAGAAUUUUAUUUUGCUUUACGAGAUAAUUUCUAUUAUACAUUUGACGCAAACACAACAGGUGCGUACCCAGACGGUUACUUGCAUCCCCUUGUAUUGGAUAAAGGGUUGUAUGAAAAAGCGACAAUGACUACAGAAAUGUACAAGUGUCCACCGGAUAUGUACAGCACGUGCACUUUAACAUGGCGAAUAAAGGAUGAUGAAGAUGUAAAAUUUCCUUUAAAACACAAACUGUUAUACAGGUACAAUGGUGAGGACGUUGAAUUGACGUGUGAUUACAGUCUUACACCCUCCAGUGUUACAGCAGCUAAAAUGAACCCUCCAGUCUGGUAUUUUAAUGAGUCGGCGAUAGCAAUUACUUCCCGCCAUAUUGUAUUAAGCACAUAUCAUCAAAUAGGAGAAUCUGUGGAUGUUUUUACUUCUUUGAAAGUUAAAUUCUUAAAAGAUACAGAUUUUGGGGAGUAUGUUUGUUCGUGUGCGUUAAAAUCGUCAACAUAUUUUGAGGAUGAAUAUGGGUAUCUAGCGGAAGAGUACACUAUAAAAAAGCCCGCAAUAAAUGUCUUUAUGUUGAAUCAAAUCAAAAUGCAGCCAAAGCUCAUUUACAGAGUUGUCGGGAAUAUCAUCACUUCAGAAAACUUUUUUUGGUACAACUCUGAAGCUGAUAUAAACGAUAUGUCCAUAGCUUAUACUGUAAAUGACCGCCCAGUUGACGAAGUGUGUCCAGGAUUUCAAACACAGACGUGUUCUGUAGGAGCGUCUGUAUUACGAAUGUUUAUACGAGUCGGUGCUCAAAGAUUUGACUGGAAUGGAGCGGUAGAAUUUCCUUUCAUUGAAAUUGGUGAGGUUCCAGUAUUCGGUGUUAAAAGGGGAAUUGUUUACUUUUGUUUAUGUAGUUCUGGAUACGGAAUCCACCGAAUAUCUUUUCUUAGAAAAGUUUACUCAGGGCUGACAAAAAAGUAUAGGAACGAAGAAAUAGUCCAUCCGUUUGUUUUUAUUGUGUUACCUUUAUCAACAAUCUCAUUAUUUCGGAUUUAUGACGAUACGCACCUCUAUGCUAGAAUUGAGAAACUUGUGAACGAAGAAGAGAACUUUGACAUCAUCGAAGAUGCCGUUACAGAUCUUAUUGAGUUCGUAGCGGCAAAUGAAGAAAAAGUUUUAACACAAGCAAAUGUAAUUCAGGCAAUACUUUUGAUUGUGUGUGUGAUUAUUUGUUAUAUACUGACGUUAUUUGUCAGUAACAUAUACAUGCAAGUAUUUAUAGAAUACGUUCCACGUAGGGUAUUCAUUCCACAACCUAUGUUGCCAGAAACGGAGCCGAUGCUGGCUAUAGAAGCUGAGGAAUAUGACGUUUUCCUAUCAUAUUCAGAGGAAGAAUACACUUUUGUAUCAGAGACACUUGUUCCUUUCCUUGAAAAUGAUUGUGAACUUCGUGUUUGUCUUCCAAACAGAGACUUCCCGCCAAACAGAAGUAUUUUUGGUUCCUAUGUUGACAGAAUUAGGAAGAGCCGUAAAGUUAUUGUUAUUUUAUCACAGGCGUACAUGGCGGAGGCACGAUGUAGAUAUUUACAGCUUGAACAUAUAAUUCUUCCUCUGUUAUAUCAGGAACUUAGAACACCAAAAGACGUACUCAUCAUCAAGUAUGAGGAAGCGACCAAUCUUCCAGAACCGCUCAGGUGGAAUUUUCAAAUAGAGGUGUUUCCUUGGUAUAGACAAUUACCUGUGCGUGUGAAAUUAAAAACAUUGAACAAGUGGGUUUUUACAGGACAUAUUUGAAAGUAUUAAGUAUCUGUACUACGCAGACACAUCAGAUUUAAAUGUGAUACAGAAAACCAGCAAUGACUUAAUAAAUUUAUUACUUUUGAUUAA